This is a messenger RNA of Mercurialis annua (annual mercury), 1992 nucleotides long. RefSeq lists its product as uncharacterized. The transcript has 8 exons. Lineage: Eukaryota; Viridiplantae; Streptophyta; Magnoliopsida; Malpighiales; Euphorbiaceae. Gene Ontology annotation, molecular function: zinc ion binding. The coding region runs from base 230 to 1732 and encodes 500 amino acids. The record is from RefSeq and is a predicted model, not a curated record.
UUAGUAGUAGGCCAUGCCAUGCCUCUCCCCACCUGCUUUUUAUUCCCAUAAAUCAAACAUUUUAUCUCUUCUUUUUUCCUACUAUUCUCUUCUCACACUUCUCAAGAAAAAUAAAUAUUUACCAUCACUCCCUAUCUUGCUUGGUCUUCAUUUUCUUGUUUUUCCUUUCUUUUUUUUGUUGUUGGGAUUCUUGAUUUUGUUAUGUAUUAGUAUUAGUUUAAAAUUUUAAAUGGCAACUUUGGAGGACAAGCCUGUUCUUGUUCUUGAUGUGGGUUCAAGCCAGCAAGAAGCACUUGUUUCUCCUGUUCAUCAGGUUAAUGACUCGACAGCUAUUGUCGAAGAAGACAGCCAAGCUCGUCAAUGGAAGAAGAAAAAUCUUGUUCUAGAGAUACCCUCAAGAACAAUCGAAGACUCUUUACAGGAUUCUGUUGUAAUAAAGAUGCCUCCUACACCAAGUCCGACCCCUAGGAAAGUGAACUUCCUCUUGACACCUAGUUCUAGUGAUGCGAGAGCCUGUAGUUCCCCAGGUCCCUCUUCCACUAGAGGCAAAUCAUCCUUACGAAGUCUCUUACCUAAAUUAAGCUUCAAGUCUAAAAUUUCUACAUUAGACGCUGAGAAGGCUGUCAAUUUAGCUCCAGAUUCUUCAUGUAUCGUGCCAAAAGAGAAGCCUUCAAUCUCAAGGUCAUUAUCACUCUCUAAAAUAUUCACCCCUAGAAUGAAAAGAACAUCAUCUCUGCCUGUAACACCAGUGGUAACUUCUAACUUAGAAUCUCAACGCGGAGGAAGCAUUAGCGGUGCGCUCAGUUCAAGUGGAAAAGGCACUCAGCGACAGAUAUCUCGCUCACUUUCAGUGCCUGUUAACAAUAAAGAAAAAAGUAUCAGGAGGAUGGAUUCCUUUUUCCGUGUCAUUCCUUCGACUCCUCGAGUGAAGGAAGGAGAUGUAAUAGUAACUGCUUCUCCAGACAAUGAUACUGAAACCGACGACACUGAUGGUGAAGACAUACCCGAAGAAGAAGCUGUUUGUAGAAUUUGCUUGGUUGAACUGUGCGAAGGAGGUGAGACCCUUAAAAUGGAAUGCAGCUGCAAAGGUGAACUAGCUCUAGCCCAUCAAGAAUGUGCCGUAAAAUGGUUUAGCAUCAAAGGUAACAAGAAUUGUGAUGUGUGUAAGCAAGAGGUCAGCAAUCUCCCUGUCACUCUGUUAAAAAUCCAAAGUGUCCGCGCUCGAACUACCGGGGCUAGUAGAGCUCUUCAGGGUGAUGCUAAUGGUUACAGGCUUUGGCAGGAAGUUCCUGUGCUUGUAAUUGUUAGCAUGCUUGCCUACUUUUGUUUUCUUGAGCAGCUUCUGGUUGGAAAUAUGGGUACUGGUGCAAUUGCUAUAUCACUUCCAUUUUCUUGUGUACUGGGCCUUCUCUCAUCUAUGAUCUCAUCAACAAUGGUGAAAAGAAGAUUUGUGUGGGUUUAUGCAUCAGUUCAAUUUGCUUUGGUGGUUCUCUUUGCACAUGUUUUUUACUCCUUGGUCGACUUACAAGCAGUUCUAUCAAUUCUUCUUGCCACAUUUUCCGGAUUUGGUGUGGCAAUGAGUGGCAGCUCAAUACUGGUUGAGUUCUUGCGAUGGAGAAGAAGAUGGCUUGCACAAGCAGAGCAACAGCAUGAUUCAUUUUUGAUGUCAGCACCAGGCCAAUUCCCAAGAACUGUAAAUUCAUCCCAAACAGGCUCCGGCGACCGCCACUAAAACGGCCGCCGCCGCGGCUGUUGAAUGCCAGAAACGUUCAGUGGAAGUUAAAUAUUGGUGGCUCAUUAGAGUAUAGUAAAAGAAAAAAUUGGAAAGUGUUGUGGCUAAAAUAGCUAUGAAAAUUUGCCUUGUGUGAUAUAUAGAAAGUAGGUCAUUUUUUUUUCUAACACAUCAUACAAACAGGGUUAAACUUCUAAAGAUUAUAAUUAUGGAUUGGGUUUUUUAACAGGAUUUGAAAUAUAGUUAUGAAAUUAAUAGAA